Molecule: messenger RNA, 547 nt
Organism: Aspergillus welwitschiae
Lineage: Eukaryota; Fungi; Ascomycota; Eurotiomycetes; Eurotiales; Aspergillaceae
Product: protein kish
Exons: 4
Coding region: 159-377 (72 amino acids)
Biological process (GO): protein secretion; intracellular transport
Source: RefSeq, a predicted model, not a curated record
GGAGGUCGUCUGGUUCAUCAAGUGUUACUCUCGUCACUUGGUUUGCACGGACGAUAGGGGUACCUUUUUGAGAUACAGACGACUUGGGAGGGAUUGGAGAAAAGAAGAGGAAAGUAAAUCAAAGACAGUGAGGUAGUCAACGAUCAGUUACUCUCAAUAUGUCGGCCUUGUUCAACUUUCAGUCACUUCUGCUCGUGUUUUUGCUUAUCAUCUGCACGAGCACAUAUGCACACUCGAUGAUGCCGGGGAUCAUGGACCGCAACCAGAGCGGCUUCUUUGGGAUCUUCUGGAAGUGUGCUCGGAUCGGUGAACGGUUGAGUCCGUAUGUCAGUAUAUGCUGCGUGGUGAUGGCUGUCUCGAUUUUCUUCGGCGGCUGAUUGACUCGCCUCAUCUCCAUGCGGUCUCAGAUUAGAUGGUCAUUCUACCAGGUGGUGGCGUUAUCGAAGCUUCUCUUUUUUGCAUCUUCUUUUCUUGCAGGGGUCUCUCAUGAUUAUUGAUCUGUAUAUCGUACAUAAAUGCUACACUAUCAGGAUGUCUAUGUUCAAGA